Molecule: messenger RNA, 720 nt
Organism: Rotaria socialis
Lineage: Eukaryota; Metazoa; Rotifera; Eurotatoria; Philodinida; Philodinidae
Source: the annotation of a GenBank genome assembly
AUGAAAAGUAAAGAUCUUCAACUAGCCGUAAAAAAUAAAUAUGAAAAUGGUGAUGGUCCAACGAAAAUUUACCGCGAUUUAGCCGGAGUUGUUUCAUUAAGAACAAUUAAGUUAUGGGUUAAAAUGCUCAACCAAACACGCUCUAUCGAUCUGUCUCAUUCCCCUGGUCGUCCACGCACAAAUGACCGUGUGUGGGCGAUCAGUAGAGCAGAGGCUGAUAGACAAGGUGCUAUACACCAAAAAACAAAAUUUCCAACAAAAGUUAUGGUGUGGCUCGGUGCAUGUGCACAAGGUCUCACCGAACCUGUAAUCAUAGAGCAUGGAACCAUGAAUGCUGAAAGAUAUAUCAACGAAGUACUUCACAUUGCUCUAAGGUCAGGUAAUAGAAUGUUGGGAGACGAUUGGACUUACCAACAAGAUGGUGCAAAGCCCCAUAUCCAUAAAAUGGUUCAAAAAUGGUGUGCUGAUCAUUUUCCUUCCUUCAUAUCAAAAGAUCGUUGGCCGCCAAAUUCACCUGAUUUAUGUCCACUAGACUAUAGUUUAUGGAAUGAACUAGCUGGAUCUAUGGAUUGGCACAAGAUAACAACAAAAGAAACACUGAUAAAUGAAAUAAAAUGUUCUGUUAAAAAAAUUGAAAAAACGAAAAUUUUACAUUCUGUACACGAUUUUACUAUACGAUUGCGUCAAAUCCAGAAAAACGAAGGAGACUAUAUUCGUUAA